CUGAUUUGUAUCCAUUUGUGGUCCAGAUAGACAGCUGAGAGGGGUCUGAGACAAAGUAAACAUGCGCUAUCUGGUACUGGUACUACUAUAUAUAGUGGUAGUUGACUGCGCUGUACAACGUGUGGCGAUCAACAGAGAAUCAGUAUGGAAACCAAACAAAAAGAAAGACAAUACCCUGAAGAGGGUACAGUGUAGUUGUACAUUUACUUUGGACAAGGAGUAUAAAGUCGGUACCUGGGAGGUCAACAUCACAGUGAACAAGCCGACAGAGAAGUUGAAAAUUUGGAUAAUGAAGGUGGAGAAUCGUGCAGAUGACGGGUCAUGGUACGCAUGUAAGAAUAAGCACGAGUACCAGGAACAGGAAAUCAAAGUGAGCUUCCAGCUCGAUUUCAGGGGCAAAAAACCGAGAGGAGAAUGUGUGAGCAAUUUACCGGAAGUAGUUACCACCACAGAAGUUUAUACAACUACUCUUACACCAACUGAACCGGUAACUUCCGGUACAACAGCUUCGUCGACAUUCCAGACUACAACUGAAGCCAUUACAACAAAUGUAGCUGUAUCAACUACUGAAGACACGACACAGGGAGGGUCCGUUCCGAUCACAAUUGAAAACAACCACGUAUGGGCCUCGGAAAUGAAAGGCGUAUGUCUGUUCAAACUGGACCAAACUCUGGUAGAUUUUGAACUCCUGAUCACUUUCAGCAAGGCAACUUUUGAUCUGCAGGUAUGGGUUGGUGAAGUGAAAGAACAAGAUCCGAACGGGAAAUGGUACAAUUUGAAAAACCAUUGGCCCCAACAUCCACCACAAAUGAAAGUGGAAUUUUUGAUAAAAUUUCAAGGAACAGCUCCGACUGGCACGUGUACAUUAAACGAGAACAACGGCGGACUUACCACAACGCUGGCUCCAGUCACCACCAAACUAACACAAGGACCCGUUACAACCAAACCGACAGAUGUUCCCGUUACAACCAAACCGACAGAUGUUCCCGUGACUACUAAAGCGACACACAAACCAGUUACAACCGAACAGACAGAAGCUCCCGCUACAACCGAACAGACAGAAGCUCCCGUUACAACCAAACAGACAGAAGCUCCCGUUACAACCAAACAGACAGAAGCUCCUGCUACAACAGAACAGACACAGUCCCCGACUACGGAAACAACAUCUUCAGCAAAACUAUCCACUGUAGAUCCGUCGGUGCUAAACACCAAGUAUGACUACAAAAAGGUUUUGGAACUAUCCAUUCUGUUCUACGAGGCACAAAGAUCUGGUAAACUUCCUGCGAGUAACCGAAUUCCAUACCGUGGAGACAGUGCUCUCACUGAUGCUGCCCCCGACGGAAGUUCUCUGGCCGGAGGCUGGUAUGACGCUGGUGACGGAGUGAAGUUCAACUUGCCUAUGGCUGCCUCCACCACUCUCCUUGCUUGGGGACUCACCAUGUUUGAGGACGCGUAUAGUGUCGCAGGCCAACAAAACUUAAUCCGGGACUCAAUAAAAUGGCCGCUCGAUUACUUCCUUAAAUGUUGGAAACCAGAUACAAAAACAUACUAUGCACAGGUAGGAAACGGUGAUACAGACCAUGCAUAUUGGGGCAGACACGAGGACAUGAUAAUGAACAGACCUGCAUACAAGGUGGACACAAACAGCCCCGGAAGUGACGUAGCUGCAGAUACUGCUGCCGCUCUUACAGCAGGGUAUCUCGCAUUCAAGACAACAGACCAAGCCUACGCCGACACUCUCUUGGACGCCGCCAAAUCUUUAUAUGCCUUUGCCGACCAGUACAGAGGUGUUUAUAGUGAUUCUAUACCUAACGCCGGCAAAUUUUACAGGUCUUAUAGUGGUUAUAAAGACGAGUUGUGCUACGCAGCCGCCCUGCUUUAUAAGGCAACAGGUGACAAUUCCUAUCUAACAGACGCUAAGCAGGUCGUAGACUUAGGAAUGGCUUAUGCACAGGAUUGGGAUAACAAGAUGACUGCCUGCCAGGUAAUGCUGUACGAGGCUGUUCCCCAAAAUGAGAAGUCACAGUACGCCGCAUCCGUCAAGGAAUUUCUUAAGGCAUACAUGCCCGGGGGUAGCGUGGGGCAUACCCCGGACGGGCUAGCUUGGCGAGCACAAUGGGGCUCUCUCAGAUAUGCAGCUAACGCUGCAUUCAUAGGGGUAGCAGCCGCCUAUAUGGGUAUUGGAGACGUUCAAAGUUACAUUGGAUUUGCCGAAAAGCAAAUCAACUACGCUCUCGGAGACAAUAUGAACCAGAUCAGCUAUGUAGUUGGUUUUGGAAAUAAAUAUCCACUUCAACCUCAUCAUAGAGCAAGUUCAUGUCCAGACCAUCCCGCUCCAUGUGGUUGGAACGAAUUCAACCUCGAUGCCCCCAACCCGCAGAUUUUAUACGGAGCACUCGUAGGAGGACCUAACAAGUUAGGGGUUUACACUGAUAGACGGAAUGACUACAUUACCAACGAGGUCACGUGUGACUACAAUGCUGGCUUUCAGUCAGCUGUAGCAGGCCUCAUCCACUUCGCACUUAAAAACCAGUUGUAAGCAAACAUCGCCGAGAGAUCUUUAUCCUAAAAGUAAUAAAUCAUAUAGCAGAUUAA
Pecten maximus is the source of this 2595-nucleotide messenger RNA. Its product is annotated as endoglucanase 4-like. Gene Ontology annotation, molecular function: hydrolase activity, hydrolyzing O-glycosyl compounds. The transcript is spliced from 13 exons. The record is from RefSeq and is a predicted model, not a curated record. Gene Ontology annotation, biological process: carbohydrate metabolic process. Lineage: Eukaryota; Metazoa; Mollusca; Bivalvia; Pectinida; Pectinidae. Bases 62 to 2539 code for a protein of 825 amino acids.